ACUAGCARGACGAGAUGCAAAGUUUAUCUCAGUCGGUGAUUUCGUUCUUCAUUAUUUAUGUUCUGGUAUGCUACCAAUCUACAGCUCAGGAAUUUGUAAGAAGUGACAGGAAAUCUUCCGUGCUAUUUGAAACAGACCGCUACAAGAAGCUUUCAACGAAUUCCCUGGCUGUUUUCACUGUCCGCGAUGUCUUUGAGUGCUGUUGGAAAUGCCUUGAAUACCAUGGUUGUUGGUCAUUCAACUUUGCCAUCGGAAAACUCAAGGCGGAUCUUUUUGACUGCGAACUUUUCUCUACUACAAAGUACAGACUUCCUUUGAAAAUUAGUAACGUGCACAAUCAUUACACCAUAAAGAAUGCUUGUAAAAGUAAUCCCUGUGCAAAUGGAAAUGUUUGCAGUUCACUAGACGAAAUCCAAUACAAAUGCAAGUGCAUUUCAAGUGACAUUGGCAGCGAAUGCAAAUUUCAGAAUGAAAUUUGCUUGUCUGGAAAGAGCGGACAAUUUGGAAUCUUUGAAACUUCCAUUUCGGGAAAGGUGAAGUUCUUCAGGCUCGUCCACAUCUCUGGAGGAAUUGGCGCUUGGGCUGGGUCUGGUGUCAGUCAUUGGGGAACUCGUAAUAACGAAAUUGAAAUUACCAUUACAAACGAUGAUGACAAAAUGCUUACUCCUCCAAAAUCUUACGUGAGRGAGUAUCGCUUUUACAAUCUACCAGGCGUUUUGGCAAAUGAUCCCGAAUUAAUUCUGCCGGGAUUUGAACCGCCGCUUGAAGUGGUCGCGGGACAGAAGUUCAAGGUUUGGAAUAUCGAGGAUUUCUUUAACUCCAAGGAAGAAGACAAUCAUGGAAGAUUGUGUGUUCAUGCUUAUGUGCAUUUUGAGUAGUUAAACCAWACCAGAAGACUCUUACGCUUAAUGCAUGUUUCAGGAAUAGAAGGAAUAUACACCAUUUAACAAUGUAAAAUGAGUGACUUCGAACUGGUUUUUACUGUCCAGGAAGGGGUGAUAAGCGCCACCGUCGGUGAUAAUAUAUAUCACUCAGUAAUGUAUGACAAACUUUAUUUGUAUUGUACACUGCAUGAUAUAAGGUUAUUAAGGUUGGCACAAUUUUAACCGUUAGAUAAAGACAUUUUGCACACUGAAUAGAAGUACAUUCAGGACUCUAAUUCAAUAUAGACUUAAAAAAACUUUGUCAACGUGAGCUGUUAAUUACGGAGUGUACAUUAUGAGUCUAGUUGCUAUCAACUCUAACAGGCGAUAUGCAUUAUGGCAUCAUUUACUACAACUACCAGAAUGCUUUGCCAACUUUCUUUUGUAAUGCAAUUAGUGCCAAUUGUUUUAUUAAUCUCCAAGUGGAUUAAAAAUCUGAACAACAAUGAAAAUGCGCAAGGCUCUCUGGUAGUUGUAGUAAAGUUACGUCAUAAUGCAAACGUCCUAUCGUAAACUUACUGUAC
Molecule: messenger RNA, 1447 nt
Organism: Exaiptasia diaphana
Lineage: Eukaryota; Metazoa; Cnidaria; Anthozoa; Actiniaria; Aiptasiidae
Exons: 3
Coding region: 15-878 (287 amino acids)
Source: RefSeq, a predicted model, not a curated record